GGGGAGAGGAUGUUGCGGGUCGUAAAGGGAAUCCUUUUGGGAUGAGAACCCCACUCCUCACUGCGUUUUGGAUGGGCGUCCCCCCUUAAGUCCUUCCAUCCUGCGUCGUGAGUUGAGGCAACCUGUCUCCCUCCCUAGGCACUUUUCUUUCUCGAGUGACCCCGGGAGGGACAUUUUUCUUCUUUCUCCUCUGUCAGGGGGAGAGGGUUCUUUUUCUCUUCAAGGGUUAAAGCCCUCACACCCACACCCACACCCACCCGAGGCAAGGUACGCUCACACUCGAAUCUGGUAUUCUCCGUGCCUGUCUUCCUCCAGUUACGCCCGAUCCCGUCCCCUCUUACCCCCGCCCUCCCCUUCCUCACCGCAGCCUCGGCUCAGCAGGCUCCCCGUCCCACCAUGGAGGUGCUGGAGAGCGGGGAGCAGAACCUGUUGCACUGGGAUCGCAAGCUCAGCGAGCUGUCAGAGCCCGUGGAUUCCGACAACCUGAUGUACAACACGCAUUUCACAGAGCUUCUGGAUGAGUUUUCCCAGAAUGUCCUGGGCCAGCUUUUGAAUGACCCUUUCCUCUCAGAGAAGAAUGAGAUGAUGGAGGUGGAACCAUCCCCAGCCUCCCCUGCCCCUCUCAUCCAGGCAGAACACAGCUACUCCCUUUGUGGGGACUCCCGGCCUCAGUCCCCACUCACCCACAUCUCUACUGAGGAUACAUUCAAUGACGCUAAUCUGGCAGGUGAGGAAUGGUGCCUGACUUCAGCAACCAUCAAGACAGAACCCAUCCUGUGCGAAUCUCCUGGCCUUGUUCCAUCUGUCACUCUGACCAUCACCACAGCUUCUGCCCCUCUAGGCAGUGAGGAUCCCCAACUGCAGAAUGAUGCUGAGGUCAAGUCCCCAAGCCUGAAACUACUUCCCAAGAUUAAACUGGAGCCUCAUGAAGUGGAUCAGUUCUUAAACUUCUCUUCCAAGGAAGCAGUUGUGGAACACCUGCAUCUACCCCCCACCCCUCCCAGCAGUCAUGGCAGUGAUUCUGAGGGGAGCCAGAGCCCCAGCCCAUCCCUGACACCAUCCAGUCCCACCCAGGGGCCAGGGAAGGUGACCUCUCGUUCAGCCUCAGCCCUUUCCAAUUCCCCUCUUCUGACAGCACCUCAUAAACUCCAAGGGUCAGGCCCCCUGAUUCUGACAGAGGAGGAGAAGAGGACACUGAUUGCUGAGGGAUACCCUAUCCCAACAAAACUGCCUUUAACAAAAGCAGAAGAAAAAGCCUUGAAGAAAAUCAGGAGGAAAAUCAAGAACAAGAUUUCUGCCCAAGAAAGUAGGAGAAAGAAGAAAGAAUACAUGGACAGUUUAGAGAAAAAGGUAGAAUCUUGUUCAAAUGAGAACAUGGAGUUGAGGAAGAAGGUGGAGGUUCUGGAGAAUACUAACAGAACUCUCCUACAACAGCUACAGAGGCUCCAGUCUAUGGUUGUGGGAAAAGUUUCCCGGUCUUGCAAAGCAGCCAGCACUCAGACAGGCACUUGUCUCAUGGUCGUUGUGCUAUGUUUUGCUGUUGUGUUUGGCAGCUUCUCUCAGAGCUAUGGGCCCUAUCCCUCUGCUACCAAGAUGGUACUUCCAAGCCAGCAUUCUACUCCAGAGUCAUAUACAGCCUCUAUUGUGAGAUCCAGGAGUCUGCUGAUCUAUGAAGAACCUCCUCCACUGGAGGAGGCUCAGAGCCUAGCUUUACCUGGGGAUCAAGGGGACCUUGAAGACAGAGAAAGAGGGCCCCCAAUCCUUGAGACAUCCAUCUUGGAGCCAAGACCCAGGGCUGAAGAGGCCAGUGUUGCUCAGUUCAGGAUAUCAAAUGAGACGAGGUUAGAGAAGUCAGUGCUGUUGGAACUUGGGCAGCAUCGGAUCAGCUCCAAACUGGAGGCAAAUGAAACACUCAAAGUCAUUGAAAUUGACAGAAGAGUCAAUGCGACUUUUUAAGGAGCUUCUUCUCCCCCUCUUCUCCUCCUCCCAUAAACAGAGCCCGGCCAACCAACUUCAACCAAAGCACUGAAAAGUGUUAAUUUGGGCCGAGAAGAGAGGCUGAGAGACUUCCUCAGACAUCCUGAGGGAUCUUGAUCUCCUUCUCAAAUUCCCUCCCCACUCCAAUUCCCACCCCCCCAUGUCUUUGUGUUUAUCUUUCCCCUCAUUGCCACAGAAAAUUAUUUUAGAGUUAGGAUCAGGGGUGGGUCAUGGGCCUCCUUCUAACCAUAGUGCCAAGAAAUUAUUCCCCAGCCCUCAUAAUUGUGGCAAGAUCAAUAUUAGAGAAGGAGAUGAGUCUCUUUGAGUAGAGUCCCUAGUCUUGGCAAAG
Molecule: messenger RNA, 2326 nt
Organism: Gracilinanus agilis (Agile Gracile Mouse Opossum)
Lineage: Eukaryota; Metazoa; Chordata; Mammalia; Didelphimorphia; Didelphidae
Gene: CREB3L2
Product: cAMP responsive element binding protein 3 like 2
Exons: 12
Coding region: 397-1956 (519 amino acids)
Biological process (GO): regulation of transcription by RNA polymerase II
Molecular function (GO): DNA-binding transcription factor activity, RNA polymerase II-specific; cAMP response element binding
Source: RefSeq, a predicted model, not a curated record